AUGGCAUCAUUGAAGGCCCAGACACUGUUCGAGGUUACCUCAAUCGUAGCUGUAAUUACAGGGGGUGGCACAGGCAUUGGUGCCCAUAUGGCUAGAGCUCUUGCUUCGAACGGUGCCCACAAAGUAUACAUCACCGGCCGCCGGCUUGAAGUCCUCGAGGAGACUGCGGCCCCAUUCGAGGAUAUCAUCAUACCUCUUCAAGGCGAUGUCAGCAAUAAAGACUCUCUCAAGCAAAUGGCAGAGCAAGUCCGCUCCGAAGUCGGCUAUAUCAAUCUUCUGGUCGCCAACGCUGGGAUGCUAGGACCAUGUCCACGGGUCGAUACGUCUACAGUAAGCAUAGCAGAAUAUGCGAAGGUGCAACUUGACAUACCUAUGGAGGUGUUCACCGACGUUUUGCACGUUAACACUACUGGCUCGUACUAUACAGCGCUCGCAUUCCUGGAGUUGCUUGACGCAGGUAACAAGAAAGGCAACAUGGGCUACCAGUGUCCGAGUCAGAUAGUAUUAACAGCGAGUAUCUUCUCCUUCAUGCGUGCCGGUGCUAUGGCCUUGGUCAAGAGCAUGUCUACACAGUAUAUUCCAUAUGACAUCCGUGUGAAUGCGCUGGCCCCUGGAUUUUUCGAGAGUGCCAUGACCGAAAAUCGGCUGCAGACAGUCAGAAUUCCACAAGCAUCUACAGGCCGUGAGUACAAAAAGUCGUUCAUACCUCAGCAGCGCACAGGAACGGAGGAGGACAUAGCUGGUGCUAUCCUGUAUCUUGCGUCUCGAGCGGGAGGAUAUGUUAGCGGGAGCGUUAUGAUGCUCGAUGGGGGUUGUAUCAGUACGACACCCGCAAGCUAUUAA
Molecule: messenger RNA, 843 nt
Organism: Pseudovirgaria hyperparasitica
Lineage: Eukaryota; Fungi; Ascomycota; Dothideomycetes; Acrospermales; Acrospermaceae
Product: NAD(P)-binding protein
Exons: 4
Coding region: 1-843 (280 amino acids)
Source: RefSeq, a predicted model, not a curated record